CGCAGCGCAUGCGCAGUAGCGGCACAGUCAGACUUCGCUCGACGACUGUCACAGCUUUUAAAACACCGGCUGCUUCAUCAUCUCCAGCUUACACCUUCAUCAUCAUCAUCAUCACCUUCUUCAUCUCCAGAGUGUCAUCAUGAGUGGAGAUCAUGCACACAAACAGCACCAGAUGCAGUCCGGGUCUGAGGACUACAAUUCACACAAACACAAGGACAAACAUAAACACAGAGAACACAGCCACAAAGACCUCAAGAGAGACGAAGAGCGAGGAAACUUGAAGAACGGGAACAGUGAACACAGAAGCUCUUCUGAGAAGAAGCAUCGAGAGAAAGAGCGGCUUAAGCACAAAGAAAAGCAAAAAGAAGAAAAGUUUCGUAGCUCUGAUGGCAAAUAUCGAGAUCAAGAGAACGGCUUCGUAAGCUCUCUGUCAGUUAAAGUGGAAGAGGACAACGGCUAUCAUCAGCCCAUCAAACAUGAGAAACCUCUCAAGAGAGAGCGGGAGGAAGACGACUAUGAACACAAACCCAAAAAGGUCAAAGUGGACCAUGAGAAGAAAGUGAAAAGACGAAAACAGGAGGACAGUGAUUAUGAGGAGAGGGAGGAAAAGAAACCAAAGAAGAGGACCAAAGAGGUGAAGAAAGACUCCACUGGAGGGAAGAAGAAAGCCAAAAACGAGCCGCAGGAAAAGUGGAAAUGGUGGGAAGAGGAGAAAUACACAGAUGGCUCCAAAUGGAGGUUUCUGGAGCACAAAGGGCCCGUGUUUCCCCCGCCGUAUGAACCACUGCCAGACCGUAUCAGGUUUUAUUAUGAUGGAAAGGCCAUGAAGCUGAGCCCUGGUGCAGAGGAAGUGGCCACGUUUUAUGCAAAAAUGCUUGACCAUGAAUACACAACUAAAGACAUAUUUAGAAAGAACUUCUUUAAAGAUUGGAGGAAGGAAAUGACAUCAGAGGAGAAGUCAAAGAUCACAGAGCUGAAGAAAUGUGACUUCACUGAGAUGCACGAGUACUUUAAAGCACAAUCCGAGGCCAGAAAACAGACGUCGAAAGCGGAGAAACAGAAAAUCAAAGAAGAGAACGAGCGCAUUCUGCAGGAGUACGGAUACUGUGUCAUGGACAACCACAGGGAGCGGAUCGGGAACUUUCGGAUCGAGCCGCCGGGUCUGUUCCGCGGCCGUGGGGAUCAUCCUAAGAUGGGCAAACUGAAACGCCGCAUCCGCCCCGAGGACAUCAUCAUCAACUGCAGCAAAGAUUCGGUCCACCCUAAAGCGCCUCCAGGCAGCAGGUGGAAGGAAGUUCGUCAUGAUAAUAAAGUCACGUGGCUAGUGUCUUGGACGGAGAACAUUCAGGGCUCCAUCAAAUACAUCAUGCUCAACCCCAGCUCCAGAAUCAAGGGAGAGAAGGACUGGCAGAAGUACGAGACGGCGCGGCGGCUGAAGAAGAGUGUGGAGCGCAUCCGAGCGCAGUACCGCGAGGACUGGAGGAGUAAAGAGAUGAGGAUCAGACAGAGAGCCGUCGCUCUGUACUUCAUUGACAAGCUGGCUCUGAGGGCCGGCAAUGAGAAGGACGAGGGAGAGACGGCAGAUACGGUGGGCUGCUGCUCUCUGCGCGUGGAGCACAUCAGACUGCACCCUCAGAUGGACGGACAGGGCUACGUGGUGGAGCUGGACUUCCCAGGAAAAGACUCCAUCCGUUACUACAACAAAGUCCCCGUGGAGAAAAGAGUAUUUAAAAACCUUCAGUUGUUCCUUGAAAACAAGCAGGGGAAAGAUGAUCUGUUUGACCGACUCAAUACAUCAAUUCUGAAUAAACAUCUCCAGGAUUUGAUGGAUGGGUUGACAGCGAAAGUGUUUCGCACUUAUAAUGCGUCCAUUACCCUCCAGCAGCAGCUCAAAGAACUGACCAGCUCUGAUGAUAACAUCCCUGAGAAGAUCCUCUCUUAUAACAGAGCGAAUCGCGCUGUGGCCGUUCUCUGCAACCACCAGAGGGCGCCACCAAAAACCUUUGAGAAAUCCAUGCACAACUUACAGACCAAGAUAGACGAGAAAAAGAAACAGCUCUCUGCUGCCAAGAAGGAACUUAAAGCAGCCAAAGCCGAUGCCAAGACGCUUCGCAAUGAGAAGAGUAAAAAGACGGUGGAGACGAAGAAGAAGGCAGUGCAGAGGAUAUCUGAGCAGCUGAUGAAGCUGGAGGUUCAGGCCACAGAUCGUGAAGAGAAUAAACAGAUUGCAUUAGGCACAUCUAAACUCAACUACCUGGACCCGCGAAUCUCAGUCGCCUGGUGCAAAAAAUGGGGAGUUCCCAUUGAGAAGAUCUACAACAAAACACAGCGAGAAAAGUUUGCCUGGGCUAUUGACAUGACAGAUGAAGACUUUGAGUUUUAAAACUUUUAUUGUUAUUAUUUUGAUGAAUUGUUUAUCAAGAAGAUUUAGCACAAGAUUAUGUAAAAAAUACAGAGCAAGUCAGUAGUUUCUCUCAAAAUGAGGGUCUACAUGAGUUCAGUGGUUAUUUGUUCAAUCCAUACUGCAUUUUUUUUUAAAACAGAAGAGGGCCUGAUACUGAGCCUUGCUGAACACCAUGUGUCUAUUCAAGAAAGGCUGUAGUUGUUUCAUGUCAUUACUAUCCUUUGGUUUUAACCUUCAGAUUUAUUGAUGAAUUUUGUAUUUUCAUAGAAACAAAUAAUGAAAUACUGCAACGCCUGAUAUCCUUUAUGAAAGGAUGUAAAUAAAAAAUGUAAAAUGAGAAAUUCUGUAUAAAACUGAGUUAAAAAAGAAAAAAAAUGUUUUUAGCUGACAUAUAAAUCAGAGGCACCAAUGUCAUGACAAUGCAUUGCAACAAAAUGUGAAUGUAGUCUUUUUAAUUGUUUUAAAGUCUCUAUUAGGGAUGAACCUUUCAUUUUUAACGUGUGCAAAGAAAUUUGUUUUACCAAAAGUAUAUGAUUUUAAAUAUAGCCAUUAUUACUGUUAGUAUUAGUCUGUUUUUAUUUUUAUUUUUUUAUUAUGAAAUUACAUUUUUGAGAAUUUGCUGUGGUAUACCAGUUUCUCACGAAAGGAAAUUAUUUAUGUUGCACGGCACUAGUUACCAGUGUAUAUGAAAACUUGUAUAUGCCAGUUGGUCACUGUUUAAACUAUGAAUCUAUAAAUGAAGAAGUCCAUCGUGUGCACUGUCAAUAGAAAAAUAUGUUUCUGACCACUGUGAUGUAAAUCUAUUAGAUAAUGUACAAUUUAAUUUGAAGUCUUGUACGGUUCUGCUUACAGUUUUUAAAAGCAUAUAAAUGAAAAGCAGCUAAUAUAACAUUUUAUCCAUCUUUCACCCAAGUUUAUAGCACUUUUUUGUGUCUAAACAUACUUUAAAAAGAAAAAAAUUAACUUAAAGAUAUUUUUAUACCAAUUGAGGAAAGGUCCCUUUCUGUAAGACAGCUUUUUUUGUAUAUUUUAAAUGGCUAUAAAUUAAACUGAAGUCAUAUGGUACCUGGUUAGAGCUCAGACAUUGUUGUAAAUGUUAUAUGCAAGAUUAAUAACACAAUUAAACACUCCGUCAUUCUUCUGUAAUUUAUUGGGCAGUAUAACAAUGUGAACUUCAAUGUUGAUUUUGCUUUGCAUCAGUGUAGGACAGGUUACAUAGUCCUUUUGUGAAGGUUAUGUGUUCAGUGUAAUUAUUGACAGUUUAACUGUACAUUAACUCUUAGUGUAAGCCAAAUUUAGUUUAAGGUGGAUUUUUAAGUCCGUUGAUUUAUAUAGACAUUGUUUACAGUAAUUUAAUGACAGAGAAAUGUAUAUGUAAUUUAAAUGACACUGGGUCUUAAACGCGGGAAACUGAAGGGAAUGAAAACAGAAUGCUUGGUACUUGUAUGAAACAAUAUUUGGUUAAAAAAAAAGAAAGAAAGAAAAGGCUACCCUAUGUAUCAAAAGGACAGAUUUACACAUUCCUGAAGAAAUAUGGAAAAACUUCAUCUGAAGAGGGUUUUCCUUAUUUAAGCAUUUGUUUAUUAACAUUAUAUGCCUAGAAUAAAGGUUUUAAGGUCAUA
This is a messenger RNA of Carassius carassius (crucian carp), 4026 nucleotides long. RefSeq names its product DNA topoisomerase Ib (gene top1b). The transcript has 21 exons. Gene Ontology annotation, cellular component: nucleolus; chromosome. Gene Ontology annotation, molecular function: DNA topoisomerase type I (single strand cut, ATP-independent) activity; DNA binding. The coding region runs from base 140 to 2383 and encodes 747 amino acids. Lineage: Eukaryota; Metazoa; Chordata; Actinopteri; Cypriniformes; Cyprinidae. Gene Ontology annotation, biological process: chromosome segregation; DNA topological change; DNA replication. The record is from RefSeq and is a predicted model, not a curated record.